Kickxella alabastrina is the source of this 1263-nucleotide messenger RNA. RefSeq lists its product as uncharacterized. The record is from RefSeq and is a predicted model, not a curated record. The transcript is spliced from 2 exons. Gene Ontology annotation, molecular function: lipid binding; protein binding. Lineage: Eukaryota; Fungi; Kickxellomycota; Kickxellomycetes; Kickxellales; Kickxellaceae. Gene Ontology annotation, biological process: actin cortical patch localization; plasma membrane tubulation; endocytosis. Bases 411 to 1175 code for a protein of 254 amino acids. Gene Ontology annotation, cellular component: actin cortical patch; medial cortex; Rvs161p-Rvs167p complex.
UUUCUCUAUUUUUUCGAGUCUUUUGUUUUAUUUUUUUUCGUUUUGUUUUGUUUUGUUUUGUUAUUUUAUUUUUUAUCUGGUAUUUCUGAGAUGUAUAUUUUUUUCUUGCUUGUGCAGUUUGAAAACACAAAGGAGAGGGGGAGAGAUAUUUUUAUUAUUCAUAUCCUCGUGAUACACCAAUUUUUAUUUUAUUUAUUUUAUUUGAUGCGACAUGCGAGGCGCACACAAAGAAAAAAACUUAAAAAGGCUCUGGAGAGAGGAGCCGGCUUUGCUUUUUCUUUUAUUUUCAUUUCGUCAUCCCUAUCCCUAUCCUCUUUUUUUUCUUUCUCAGUUCUUCAAAUUAUUAUUAUUUCUUCGUAUACUUUGAAUAUACACUUUUUAAAUUACUAUAAAACACGAAUUCGUUUUAAAUGAGCGGUUUUUGGGACAAGACAGUAUCUCGCAUUGGAGGCAGCAACAGUUUCGCCGCCGGGGGAAUCGACCCGGAGUACAAUGAGCAAGAGCAAAGAUUCCGCAACCUCGAAAAGCGCGGCAUGCGGCUUCUCCAAGAAACCAAAGACUACCGGGGAACAAUCCGCAACAUGACCAGCGCCCAACAAGCGCUCUCUCAGAAUCUCUCCGCAUUUCUCCUCGAUAUUCAACGGCCACAGGACUACCAGGCAGCAUACCGCCAGGCAACGCAAACCAUUGACCAGGUGUCGCAGCCACAAUUCGACGAAGUAUUCUUACACACUGUCUUGCAACCAAUGGCGCAGUACUGCGGGUACUUGCCUGAAUUCAAUAAGGCAAUAAAGAAGCGCACGGUGUUGGCGGGCGAACUGGAUAAGGCGAGGAGGGCGUUGGCGAAGGAACAGACUAAGGCAGAUUCGGGCGGCAUUGAGAGAGCUGAAAUGGACGUGCAGUAUGCUGAGGAGGCCUUUGCUGUUAUGAACCGUACGCUGGUUGGCGAAAUACCAAAGCUGAUUAAUGCUCGUGUUUAUGUCGUUGAUCCGUCGUUUGAGGCGUUUGUGAAGGCUCAGUUGCAAUUCUUUAAUGACUCGCUGAGACAGAUGGAUGGCGUCACAAGGUAUUUGCCCCCGUCCGGUGGACCCCAGGAUGACCGCGUCUUGGAUGAGCGCAUUGAGAACGUCAUGAGCCAGGUGCGCUCACUGACUAUCUGCAGCCUCAACCUGUGAAACAAUAGGUAGAAAUUGCUCGUACAUUUACAUUUACAUUUUAUUCUAUUCUAUUCUAUUUUAAAAUAAAACCCCCUCUAAGCUGCAA